Bombyx mori (domestic silkworm) is the source of this 1690-nucleotide messenger RNA. RefSeq lists its product as uncharacterized. The transcript is spliced from 3 exons. Bases 869 to 1594 code for a protein of 241 amino acids. NCBI's taxonomy places the organism in Eukaryota, Metazoa, Arthropoda, Insecta, Lepidoptera, Bombycidae. The record is from RefSeq and is a predicted model, not a curated record. Gene Ontology annotation, cellular component: membrane.
CAUCAUUAUCCUGCCCUGCUCCCAGUCACCUGGGGUCGGCGCAACAUGUUUGCUCCUUCCAUACUCUUCUAUCAUAUAUCAUUUCUUCGCUCACUCCCCUCCUACCCAUAUCGUCUUUCACACAAUCCAUCCAUUUCUUCUUAGGUCUACCUCUUCCUCUAAAUCCUUCCACAUUCAUAUAUAACACUCUCUUAACAACCUAGUAGUAAAUGUGUAAUAAUGUAAGGUCUUCAUGUAAUGUUAUAUAUAGUUUUUUUUUGUUUUUUUUUUUUAUAUAAUGAACCGCUUUAUUCAAUGUAUGCAGUCGGUACCUGUAAUUGUGUUAGCAUUUAGUGUGAAAUCAAUUUAUAUCAUACCUGUAACGUUCUGUCUUGAUGUAUUGCGUGUUGGUACCCAAUAAAUUAAUAAAAAUAAAAUAAUACAAAUAUGAAUUAAAAACAAGUAAUUACACACAUAUAACCAUACAUAAAUCAAACAUGGCUGCAAUCAAACCCGGACUCUGUGUUACAGUAGACAAGGUCACUUAUCAUCUAACCAUUGAAGCGUUCAAAUGAUGUUUAAUAACACGACAAUUACGUUCAGAAUUAUCCAUGUCUUGUGAGAGUGAACAAUGUUUUUUUUUCUCCGUCAACUUAAUUCUAACUUGAAAUAUAACUCAAACACAUAUUUUCCUAUUAAAGACAACGAAUAUUUUUACCUAAAAAUAAUUUCUAUUUAGCAUAUUUUUUUUAGGUAUACAAUAAAAACGGUCAGUGAAAUCAUUUAGAUAGAGGGGAGAAAGAUUUAUAAAACCGGCCACGCGAGAUGAAAUGCGGUCCAAUCUCACACAGCCUCUCGUUGGUUUAAUAUCUAGAACAUUAUAGGAAACAUGAAGUUUUAUAUAUUGAUCGCGCUGUUCGCUUUAGCGUGUGCUGAACGAGAUAGCACCUUGGAAACGGCCAUUAGCUUCGUCCAGGACUGCAAUGAGGACUACUUUUUAUGUGUCAAGGAGAAACUCCUUCGUAUUGUGGAAAAUGCUAGAACGUCGAGGAGCGUCAAUCUUGUCGAUGGUGUCUUUAUCAAGGGUGAACCCGGGAAGCCAUCAACGGAGCCUCUCCCCGCCGACCCUGAGGCCAGAGACGCAGAGGUCAACUACAGACUCCUGGACGGAGUGGUCAACCUCUUCGAAACUCACUCCAUCGAGGUCAAAAUGAAUCCUGCUGAGAAGGAAGAACUUCAGAGGUCACUUGAAGAAGGUCGUGGUAAGAAGAAGGGAGGCGGCGCUAUGGGCAUCAUCGGACUCCUAGCAGCCAAGAUACUAUUCGGAAAGCUGUUCAUCGUCAAACUCCUAGCCCUCAAAGCAUUAGCCACAGCGAAGAUCGCCCUAGUACUAGCCGUUAUUCUCUUCGUGGCCUGGUGCUUGAAACAAGAUCAUACCAAGACAACGUACGAGGUUGUACCCCACGCCUUGCAUCACGAGAGCCAUCACCCUCAUGUGGAGCAUGUCGCCCAUGACGCGGGCCACGGCGGGUUCUCUGGAUACGGUUCUGAUUGGAGCAAGAACUCUGAGGACGCCCAGAAUUUAGCAUACAGUGGCUAUACGCAGAAACACUAGGGAUUAAUUACCAAAUGUAGAUUAAGUAUUGUACAAAGAACUAUUUAUUUUGUAGUUUAUAAGUUUAAUUUAUUGAUUAAAUUAUUUAAUAUUUUA